AAAUAAAAGCAGUACCUAUGGAUUUAAGAUACCCCAUUACACAAAUGAUAACGAUAGGAAAUAAAAAAUUAAAAGGGGUUUUAUAAAGUUACGAUUGCCACAAAUAUAUUUUGUGAAAACACGAAAGAACAUUCGUUCGUAUACUCUUUGUAUACCAAUGAAAUAAGGAAAAAGAAAGAAUAAUUUAGUUAACUGUUUCUUCAAUCGUUCAAGAUAACGGCAUCCCGUACACUAAUGGCGAUACGACAUUUAAGCUCACAUGAAAGUAUGCAAUUCACUUGGAAGUAAUACAGAACCUGCCACAUAGACGGAAGUAUUAACAAAAUUGAUUUCCGUUUAAUGAUACACCUGUUAAAACAAAUUUAUGACUUAGAAGAAAAAUGUGAAGAUGCACUGUUUGAAGUUUGUGAUGCUCGAGAACGCUAUCCAUUAUUAUGUGCUGAAGAAUUAGAAAAAUGUAUUAGAUUAACCACUGAUAUACAGAAGGUGAAAGUUAUACCAAAUAUAAAAGUUUGUCAUGAUGUACAGCCUCUAACAGAAGAGCAAAAUGCACUUUUAAAUAUUGCGUCUAAGAAACAAAAUGUGCCAUACAAACAUCAAGGUAUGCAGUUAAAAAAAAUGUUAAGUAAAAUUGAUAAUCUAAAAAUGGUUGUAGAACAAAUUGAAAAGGAGAAGUUUUGUGAAAUAAAUAAACUGUUUCAUAUGUAAUUUGGUCAUCACUUAUUUCUUGUAACUAUGAUUAAAUAAGAAGCGUUACAAUACAGAAUGUAUAUUUGUAUAGAAUAUAAUUUAUUAUUAAUAUUA
Molecule: messenger RNA, 804 nt
Organism: Vespa velutina
Lineage: Eukaryota; Metazoa; Arthropoda; Insecta; Hymenoptera; Vespidae
Exons: 3
Coding region: 340-708 (122 amino acids)
Source: RefSeq, a predicted model, not a curated record